AUGGCAGACCACCGUGCGGCUUCGGCGUUGGCGGGGGAGGGGGUUGGGCAGCAACAGCAGCAGCAACAGCAGCAGCAAUAUCAUGAGCAUCAACAUCAGCAUCAGCAUCAGCAUCAGCAUCAGCGACCGCAACAACCGGGCAAGGAAAGUGGCGGCGGCGACAGCCGGCCAUCCUUCACGGGGUACUGGAGAGAGGAGCAGGUGAGCGAGAGGGCGGGGAGGGUGCAGUUCGUGAACGAGGGGCCGCCGCCACCGCCUCGCCAGCUACAACAUCAACUAUCUGUCUCGUCGUCGUCGUUAUCGCCGUCAUCGGCCAUGGAACCUGGGGAUGCGGCGACCGUGAGCGAUCAAGAGCGGCAGGGUUCGUCAUCUCAGCUGACACGAAACCGCGCGCGACUAACACCAUUCCCAGCUGAGUCCGCCGCACCUAAUCUCACAGCCGCGGAAAAGGCCAAGCUCCGGCGCCAGCAAGUCCGUAGGGCGCAGAUCCAGCACCGCACGCGCAAGGCGAACUACAUCAAGCAGCUCGAGCUUGACGUUUGCCGCUUCAGAGACAUGAUCGCCGUCGCCGAAAAGGAGGUCUUCGCCUUCCGUGCCGAGAACAAAGGCAUGCGCGACGCACUGUCGGCCAGGGGUCUCAGAGUUCCUGGGGAGUUGAAGGGCAAGGAGGUCGUGGUCCGCGAAGCCCUAAUUCCGGAGCCUGUAGUUGAGCAGAGAGUGGACACGAUGCAGCCGAGAGUGCUGCAGCUGCAGCUGCAGCAACAGCAGCAAGACCGUUAUCAGGCUCCGGAACAGAAUCAAGCUUCGCGGCACGUGGUCGCACAGCCCGUUCUACAGCAACAGCUCCCGAUCGCACACCCAGAACCGCAAGUAACCCCUCAACCUCAGCCCACCGACGACUACGACUAUGACUACGACUACGACCCCUACCCGCCGGUCGACCUCUUCGCAGACAUCGACAUGGGAGAGGUUACCGUCACCAUGCGCAAGGACGACGCCCUCGGCACCCCGUGCUUCCAGAUCGCCUCGUCGUCGCCGGCCGUUGUACAUUCGUUGACACCGGACCAUCUCACUCCGGAACAGGAGAUAACCGCCAUAAAUCUUAUUCUCGCAAUGGAACACAUUUGCUGGAACCACUUCCACCCCCGCCAGUUCCCCGCCCAUGCCGACCCUUGCAGCGCCGGCUCGGGCCACACCAUGAUGGCCUCGACCAUGUGCAUGUCGAGCGCGCCCGCUCGCGUCUACCGCACCAUCCGCCGGCGCGAGGCCGAGACGACGGCGCACACAUGGCGCGCCGACACGGGCGCCGGCUCGGCGCUGUCGCUCAAGUCGCUGCUGGCGCUCGCCAAGACGCUGAACCCUGGCGACAUCGAGCUGACGCCCGUGCAGGCGUGGUUCGAGCUCGCGGCGCGGUACGGGGCGGCGGCGCUGAUGCGCGGGGACGUCAUCGACACGCUCAAGCGCGAGUUCUGCGGCGUCGUCGACUGCAUUCACUUUGGUGCCAUCAUCGAGCGCGAUGCGUUCGAGAGCGUCGUGGCGAGGGUCAUGGAGCAGGUUGGCGUGCAGGAGCUUGAGUGGGCGAUGAAUGUUGACAAUGACGGGGAGGUCUGUGGCGGGAUAGUUUCUGGCGCGCAGGGGAUCACCGCUUGA
Colletotrichum higginsianum IMI 349063 is the source of this 1650-nucleotide messenger RNA. RefSeq names its product Alanine racemase. Gene Ontology annotation, cellular component: RNA polymerase II transcription regulator complex. Gene Ontology annotation, molecular function: DNA-binding transcription activator activity, RNA polymerase II-specific; transcription cis-regulatory region binding. The record is from RefSeq and is a predicted model, not a curated record. NCBI's taxonomy places the organism in Eukaryota, Fungi, Ascomycota, Sordariomycetes, Glomerellales, Glomerellaceae. The transcript is spliced from 3 exons. Bases 1 to 1650 code for a protein of 549 amino acids.